Messenger RNA from Rubroshorea leprosula, 1141 nucleotides. Lineage: Eukaryota; Viridiplantae; Streptophyta; Magnoliopsida; Malvales; Dipterocarpaceae. The record is from the annotation of a GenBank genome assembly.
CGGAAGAAGAGUAAGAGUCAGCAUGUAAAAAGAGAGGAGAGAUUUCAUAUUCUCUCAGUUUCCUGAGAAAAUGAGGGAUCCAAAAAUAGUCUAUGGUCUGUGUGUGCGGGUGGAUUCUGCUGAUCGGAUCCAUGAAGCCGGUGGUUAUUUCUUGCUUUGUUGGAGGGGGGAUACUUGGAUGAGGGGAGGACCCAAUAUGAGAGAGCCCGCUGCUCAUCUAAGCACUCAACUUAUACAUCAUCUAGAAGAAGAGGCUCUAGUUGCAACAAUCAGCAAAGGUGGAAAGGAAGAGCUUAAUCCUGACUAUGCAGUUUGGCUAAACAAUGAUGGCUUACUUACUAGUUGGUUACUUGGAACCAUGAAUGAAGAAGCUUUGAGCCUCGUUGUUGGCUGUGACUCAGCUUUUCAAAUUUGGAAAUGCUUAAAGGAACAUUAUUUGGCAUCAACAAAGGAGCAAGAGUUGCACCUUAAAGGCCAAUUAGCAAUCAAACAAGGAGAUGAUGAAUCUCUUAAAGAUUUCAUAAGAAAAUUCAAGAGAACUUGUGACAAUUUAGCUGCUAUAUGGUUACAAAACAAUGAAAGAGAUUUGCAAGUUGCUGAACAGGAAAGCAAGGAUAAAGUUCCAAACUAUGCCCAAGCCUUCGUUGCACAAAGGAGUAGAGGGCAACGUGGUAGAAGCAAUGGUAGCAGGUACUUCAACUCUAGAGGUAGAGGAUUUGUUCAAGCUAGAAACUAUCGACAUAAUGUGUCCAACCAUAGGAAUCCUAUGAUCAACAACAAUCCUAUACCACAACAAGCCAUACCACAAAAAUUUCAAUCAAAAAAUUCGACACAACAAGGUGAGAAUCAAUGUCAAAUCUGUGGUGUUACAGGCCAUAUAGCCUUAAAAUGCUGGUACAAAUUUGACCAUGCAUAUCAAAGUGAAGAAUUACCUCAAGCUUUUGCAACGUUAAGCCUAUUAGAAGAUAAGGAUCAAAACACUUAUAUUGAUACUGGAGCUACUGACCACAUGACCUCAGAUACAGGACCAAGCAACACAUGCGGUGUUGGCCAGAGGCACUAGGAAAAGGCAAUUGUAUGCAUUGGAUGAAGAGGAAAAACAUGUUCUUGUUGCUAUCUCAAAUAAGGCUAUUGAUUCUAU